Molecule: messenger RNA, 3029 nt
Organism: Pantherophis guttatus
Lineage: Eukaryota; Metazoa; Chordata; Lepidosauria; Squamata; Colubridae
Source: RefSeq, a predicted model, not a curated record
AGGCGGGUCGGAGCGAGGAACAGCGCCGGGUGGGAGAGGCGGCGGCGGCGGCGGCGGCUCUUCCCGCAGAGGGUGGCGUGAGAGCAACAACUAUGGAGGAACAGCAGCUUGUGGUACCCAAAGAAGAAGAGGAAGAAGAAGAGGGCACUGAGAGUGAGAGAAGAAACCCUCUCAUUGUCCAAGUGAGGACCCUUGGGGACGUUUUGACCCAGGACAGACCAUCCCAUCCUAAUUCUGAAUCAAAGGAGGAAAUGCACCAAUGCUGGAACUCUCAAUGGCAGGAAUUCUUGAAAAGUGUGGCAGGGCUCCCCAUACCACCACCUCCCUUGGAAAAAAAUGGCACAGACUCCCAGGCCUCCUUGGGAAGAGACAAAGAGGAUCCACAGCAGGAGAGUUCUGGGGAAGGCAGAGAAUCUAUGUUCCAGGGGGAUCCAAAUGUCAGUGGGAAACUCUGGACGGGCAGGGAAAAGGUGGAUUCCUUCGUGAAGGUGAAGGUGGAAGAGACUCUGGAAGAAGCCAAUCUGGAGAGCCAGGCACCCCUGCCCCUCAGCUCCCAGGAUGCUGAGGAGCCCCAGGAGAUGUCUUCAAAGAGAAAGAACCCCAGUCCAACUGAGACAAGGAGAAAGAGGCACAGGAAAACCAUUGAUCUCAAUUUGAAGAUGAAGAUCAUCAAAGCAUAUGAAGCCGGGAAGAAGAUGCAUAAAAUAGCGAAAGAAGAAGGUCUGGCUUGUUCCACCAUUUGUGCUACUGUGAAGGACAGAGAAAGGAUCAGAGAGGCAUUGAAAGGAGCAAUAGGACUGAACACAAAUAUAACAAUAAUACAAAAAUGCCUCAUCCCUGAAAUGGAACCACUCCUGAUACUUUGGAUCAAAGAUCGGAUACAAAAGAGGCUUCCCCUUAGCUUUCUUCUCAUUCAGACUAAGGCACGCAGCAUUUUCACAACACUGAAGGAACAAGCAGGGAAAGAAUGCACUGAAACAUUCAAUGCUAGCCAUAGCUGGUUUGUGCGAUUUCAACAAAGAUUUCAUUAUCAGAUAUUACCAUCACGUGAAUCUUUACGGGCUGAAAAACGAACUGCCAAACAUUUUCUGGAUGAACUUGAUGAUGUUGUAGCAGAAGGAAAUUAUUCUGCUGAUCAGCUAUUCAGAGUGGAUGAAACUGGGUUAUACUGGAAAAGAAUGCUGGAGCAGACGUGUGUACACAAAGAGGCUGAAGCAAUGCCUGGUUGUAAAGCAUUUAAGGAUAGAGUAACCUUGCUAUUGGGGGGAAACGUUGCCGGAUUCAAGCUGACGCCAUUUGUUAUCCUCAAAUCAGAUCAUACCAGUAUGAUUCAAAAAAUAAACAAGGACACACUGCCUGUUUAUUACCGAUUUGAUUGUGAGACCUGGAUGACACACGUCCUCUUUGAGGAUUGGUUUACAAAUUGUUUCAUACCUCAGGUAAAGGAAUAUUGUGGGCAAAAGGAGAUUCCUUUUAAAAUUCUCCUGCUUCUGGACAAAGUACCUGGACAUGCCCUGCAUCUCGAUAGUCUCCACCCUGAUGUAAGGGUAGUUCAUCUACCCCAAAACAUCACUCUCCUGCAGCCAAUGUGCCAGAGAGCUAUCUUGCUAUUCAGGGCAUACUAUUUGCAAGCAGUGUUUGCUAAAGCCUUAGCCGCAACGGAAAAUGACAAAAUAUCAUUGCACACGUUUUGGAAAAGCUAUAAUAUCCUGCAUUGUAUCGAAAACAUUGUAGCAGCAUGGGAGGAUUUUAGUGUGAAAAGCAUGCAAGAAUUUUGGAAAAAGUGUUUAAAAGGUUAUGCUGCUUUUGCAAAUAAUUUUGAAGGAUUUAGCCAUAAACAAAAUUUGGAUGAAAUAAAUAAGAACAUUUUGAUACUCACAAAAUCCCUUGAUUUAGAGGUGGAGGCUGAAGAUCUGAAAACUUUGAUAGCUUACACUGAGGGAGACCUUUCAAACCAAGAUUUAAUUGAACUGAAAAAAGAACUGGAAGCACAAAAGGUUAGGGAAGAAGCAGCAGAAAGAGAACGAGAAAAAGUACAAGUUGUAGAAGUUAAAUUGAAAACAUUCACUGAGAAAAGAUUGGCUGGUAUUUUCUCAGGAGUUAAAAAAAUGUUAUCAGACUUAGAAAGUAUGGAUCCAGAUGAAGAACAUUUUAGAAAGAUACAUUGGGAAAUGUGUGAAAUCUUAAAAUGUUACCAUGAAAUAUAUGAAAGAAAAAAGAAGGAAAACAAAGAUAAAGAAACCAAACUUCCCUCCCUCUUGCCCUUCCCAUCCACAGGAAUAAAACACCCGAACAAUCCUCAGCAAUCAACCAGCUAUGCCAGCAGAUCUGACGUUCUUGAAAACACAAAAAACCAUGAAUCUUUCAAAGGUUGUGUAUCCAAUUUGAUGUUUAGAGACAGCCCAGAUUCUGAAGGAUAUGAUGCUAACAUCUCCCAAAUUAGAGAAAGAGGCCUGGGACAUUCAGAAGGCAAAGCUUCCCUGGAGAUAAAGCAAGAGAAUGAUGGGGAGGCCAACUCACUAGAAUAUGACAUUUGACAAAUACAUAAGGAGAAGACCUUCCAGGUUGGAAACUCUGAAGUAAUAGACAUUUGCAAGAGUUUGGAAUGAGUCAAAAGAUUAUUUUCUGGAGUCUGGAAAGGCAAUAAAUCCAGCAGGAGCAUAAAGGCACUCAGGAAAGAAAGCCAGUGAGGCCUUUCUGUUUGAAGAUGAUGAUCAAAACUUAAAUGGAACCAAUUCUCCAUUUGGGAAAAAGGCCGGCAUUAAGAGGAGCCUGAGAUGGUGUGCAAUCAUCAGUGUUGCAGAUACCCCCACAACUCCCAUCCUGUUAUUCAAAGAGGAACACUCCCUCAGCAAAAGAAAUAUAUAUUUCCUCAGAGUAUAGGAAGUUUUGGUUAGAACACAAACCUCACAAAGAACGAGAGGAUCCACACAGCAGAGAAGCCAUAUAAAUGUUCAGACUGCAACAAAUAUUUCAAUGUAAAAUCCACUCUGAUUAAAUAUGAGAAGUCCCAUACAGGAGGAAAGCCA